This is a messenger RNA of Ectocarpus siliculosus, 1593 nucleotides long. The record is from the annotation of a GenBank genome assembly. NCBI's taxonomy places the organism in Eukaryota, Phaeophyceae, Ectocarpales, Ectocarpaceae.
AUGGGGGACGAGGAGAUGGAGGAGUGGGAGCCAGUUGACCGAGAUCAUGUGGUGAAGUUCUUCCAAAUCCUCAAUCAGCAAUCACACCAGAGCAUUAUGAGCUUCAACCAACAAAUAGUUCAGUAUAGAGGGAAGGUACCGGAGCAGCACCUCACGGAUCUCGCCGUUGGACACUUUGAGGAUUCUCUCGCCAAGACUCAGGCGCAGAUCUCAGUGGGCAUGGGGAUCUCGUUGGAGGACAUGGAAGAUGCCAGCAAGUACUACGAAGAGAAGGGGGACCAGCAGGUGAAAGAGCAGCUGAGGCAUCUCAAGAACCUCUAUCUCACGGUGUCAAACUUGCCGACGGACGAAGAGGAGCCUGAGCUCCCGGACGACCUUACGGUGGAGAAGAUGGUGACUGUCGUGACUGCCUUCUUCAAGGCGUCCAACAACGUCAUCGAGUCUGUUGUACAGGAGCUCCUCGCCAAGGGGGGAGACGUAACAAACCCGGAAACGGCCAUGAAGAUGAGUAUGGCCAUCCAGGAAAAGAGCGGCCCAGCAACGGACGAGGCCAUCAAGCGCUUCAACUUGAACUCCACGACUAUUGGGCCGGCAAUGGACAAGUUCCGGGAGCACGAGGAAAUCAAAACCGCGAUCAUGGUGGGAAGCGAGGAGCAACAUCAAAUACUGAGGACAUACGGGCUUAUGACGUAAUCCACGCCUGGUUUCGAUGGCGUGAGGUGCUCGUGAAGAUGUUGAUGCUGCGAUCCCGGAGUGUCCCAAAGAGCAGAACUUGGUUUUCGCAAACGGCGACCCAAACGCUAUCGACAGCACCAUUCUCUCGCGGCACGUGCGCUCAUGUGGCCCGUCCACUUGAUUCCGGGGUCCGUCUCCCUGCGACAAUGGUGCUGAGCUACACAGUUCUUACGUUGGAUGUCUCGUGACUUUACUUCCGUGUCUUCGUUAUCGUAGUAGGAGCGUAGUACAUGGGGCAUGGGGGAUGGUAGUGAGCUGCACUCCGACCCCGUGUAGAUUGUCCCGACUGCUUCGGGUUCGGCUGGAGUCUGAAUUUCCACGCGAUUUGGGUUUCGACGUACCAGAUAUGCCUGUUGGAUGGGUUCUAGUUGGUUCUGUUUUGAAUGUAAAUUUAGACAGCAAACUCCGAUUGGAUUCCGAGGGUUUUCCAGUUGUGCCGGAUAAAGCACUUCCAUGUGUCCUACUGCUGUCUUGUACUUGUGGUUCGAGUAGGGGUCGUGUCCUCGUUAUGCGUUGGUCGGAAGUUUAACUUCUGGCAAACCAGCAAUAUUGCAUGGCGUCGGCAUGAUACUUUGUCACCACACGUGUCUUGGUCCUUCAAUCCGAUUCAACAAUGAGUACAGGGUGCUCUCAGGCUGUUUUCUCUUCCUGCCAACUCGGCAUGCUUUCUCCUUUUCUUCCCAUCGGCCAAAUGUUGGCCCGCCUUUCUUCCUGCAUUUGAUGAAUAGUCUCUCUUUACUUCUAUAGGCUUCCUUUACUUGUAUGCACACUGUAUUUUGAAACCUAAGCUUCCAAGGUGCUACCGAAUGCACAGCCACACGAGUCUACCGGAUAAUGUGGAGAGAUAAAAAAAGGUGU